Messenger RNA from Drosophila erecta, 2590 nucleotides. Its product is annotated as ATP-binding cassette sub-family G member 1. NCBI's taxonomy places the organism in Eukaryota, Metazoa, Arthropoda, Insecta, Diptera, Drosophilidae. Gene Ontology annotation, cellular component: plasma membrane. Bases 412 to 2259 code for a protein of 615 amino acids. The record is from RefSeq and is a predicted model, not a curated record. Gene Ontology annotation, molecular function: ATP hydrolysis activity; ATP binding; ABC-type transporter activity. The transcript is spliced from 11 exons.
CAGUCGCUGUCUGAAAGUCGCCUCAGUCUCGCGUCGCAAUUCGAGCGAUUCGGAAGCGUUUUGUCCACGUCCGAGCUGAGAUACUCGUAUAUAUUCUUGGCCAGAGAUAUACAUGGUAUAUGGUCGGUUCUUCUGCGCGCGUGUUACAAAUCGAGAGUUUGCAUAUUUCCCGCAAUUAUAAAUAAAAUCAUCAGUUCUUUCGCCGGUCAACAACUGUGGUGUGUUUUUUGCACAGCACAGCCACUUUGAGAACGAUUUAAAGUGCUGUUCGCCGAAUUUGAUACGUGUAAAUAAUGUGCAAGGCGAGCGAGCAGAUCGAAUAAAUAUUCCGAUAAGCUUCCGAAAUAAAUCAGCGUUCAAACGUUUCGUAAACAGCACGGGAACAAUAAGAGUACACACAAAACACACAAAAUGGAUAGCAGCAAGUUGUUGAAGAAUGUCUACGGCAUCGACAUUCACUUCGAAGAUCUCGUCUACCAGGUCAACGUACCCAAGCAGCAAGAGAAGAAGUCGGUGCUGAAAGGCAUAAAGGGCACCUUCAAGUCGGGCGAACUGACCGCCAUAAUGGGCCCCUCGGGCGCGGGCAAAUCUAGUCUUAUGAACAUCCUCACGGGUCUGACCAAAUCCGGGGUCAGUGGGAAGAUCGAGAUCGGGAAGGCGCGCAAGCUGUGCGGCUACAUCAUGCAGGAUGAUCACUUCUUUCCCUACUUCACCGUGGAGGAGACCAUGCUGAUGUCGGCCACACUUAAAAUCUCCAACAAAUGCGUCAGUCUGAAGGAAAAGCGAACGCUGAUCGACUACUUGCUGAACUCACUGAAGCUGUCGAAGACGCGGCAGACGAAGUGCUCCAACCUGAGUGGCGGCCAGAAGAAGCGUCUGUCCAUCGCCCUGGAGCUGAUAGACAAUCCAGCGGUUCUAUUUUUAGACGAGCCCACAACCGGAUUGGACAGCUCCUCCUCCUUCGACACCAUCCAGCUGCUGCGCGGCCUGGCCAACGAGGGACGCACCAUCGUGUGCACGAUCCACCAGCCGUCGACCAACAUCUACAAUCUCUUCAACCUGGUCUACGUGCUCAGCGCGGGUCGAUGCACCUACCAGGGCACGCCCCAGAACACGGUCAUGUUUCUCAGCAGCGUGGGCUUGGAGUGCCCGCCCUACCACAAUCCCGCCGACUUCCUGCUGGAGUGCGCGAAUGGGGACUACGGCGACCAGACGGAGGCACUGGCGGAAGCGGCCAAGGACAUCCGCUGGAGAUACGAUCAGCAGCUGAUGCAGGGCGAGACUGCCGAUGAGCCCAGCGAGACGCAGGUGGCCAAGUUCAACGAAUCGCAGUCACCCGGGCAGGUGCAGGUGCAGGUGCAGAAGAUCGAGAUCCAGAACAUGGAGUCGUCCAAGGAUCUCACCAAGCACAUCUAUCCGCCCACGGAAUACAUGCGCCUGUGGCUGCUCAUCGGCCGCUGUCACCUGCAGUUCUUCAGGGAUUGGACGCUCACCUACCUGAAGCUGGGCAUCCAUGUGCUCUGUUCCAUUUUGAUCGGUUUGUUCUUCGGCGAUUCGGGCAGCAAUGCCACCAAGCAGAUUUCCAACGUUGGCAUGAUCAUGAUCCACUGCGUAUACCUCUGGUACACCACCAUUAUGCCGGGCAUUUUGAGAUAUCCCGCCGAAAUAGAGAUCAUCCGGAAGGAGACCUUCAACAACUGGUACAAACUGCGAACCUACUACCUUGCCACCAUCAUCACGUCCACUCCAGUCCAUAUUAUCUUCUCGACGGUGUACAUAACGAUAGGCUAUCUGAUGACGGACCAGCCCGUGGAGAUGGAACGAUUUGUGAAGUAUCUACUAAGUGCGGUGGUGAUCACGAUUUGUGCGGAUGGUCUGGGCGUCUUCCUGGGCACAGUGCUGAAUCCAGUGAAUGGAACCUUCGUUGGCGCCGUUUCGACGUCGUGUAUGCUGAUGUUCUCCGGCUUCCUCAUCCUGCUGAAUCACAUUCCGUCUGCCAUGCGGUUCAUGGCCUACAUAUCGCCACUGCGCUACGCCCUGGAGAACAUGGUCAUCUCGCUGUACGGCAACCAGCGUGGCCAGUUGAUCUGCCCACCCACGGAGUUCUAUUGCCACUUCAAGAACGCUGUGACUGUCCUGCGACAAUUUGGAAUGGAGGGCGGCGACUUCGGACACAACAUCAUCAUGAUCCUCAUCCAAAUAGCGAUAUUCAAGGUUCUGGCCUACUUUACGCUGAAGCACAAGAUCAAAACGAACUGAAGGGGGCUAUACGCGUGUUCGCUUUAGUAUUCGGCUUAAUUUGAAUCGAAUGUGAUUUUAUGUUACUUAUAUACGAUACGUAUAUCGCUUAGUUGCAAGUAAACCAACCUUUUAUAUACCGGCGUGUGAUACUUUAACAAAUGCAACGGACCAUUGCAAUAUGCGUGUGCCAACUGUUGCGGCAACCUCUAAGCAUAGCGAAUCAUAGUUUUUAUACUGUUUAUGUAUGGAUAAUUAACCUUUAUAUACGUGUAAUUAUUUGUCUAGUUAACAUAAUUGUAAGAGAGACCUUUAUGAACAAACGAAAUAAACAAGAAGCUUAAGUAAAUGA